AUGCCUGCCUUGAAAGAGCAAAACCCACAACUCAAAGGAAGCUCUAAGCUCAGCUCCAGGCCAGUAGCAGGGGCUGUCCUGGUGGCAUUUCAGGAUGAGAAUAGGACUGUGAAUCGAAAUCGAGAGACACAGGUGUCCGCGGAGUAUCAGACUGGGAGCUCCCGACGGGACACCAGGCGCGGGGAGAUUCCCGGCUUCCCCCGCGGCCUCUCCGUCGCCCGGCAACGCCGCCGCACCGCUGUUCAGCACCGCCCCGCAGCCAUGGCAACGCGACCGCCGCAGAGCUGGCUUUGUGCUAGCACUGCCCAGGGCGCCCUGCUGGGGCCACGGGAUCCCAGCAUCCCGCUCCGAGUUGAAAGUGGGAGGGAAGGUCACGGAGAAGCCGAUGGGAAACGGGUGCGUGCCGCCCCCGUGCCCUGCGCCCUCCUCCUUUGCUGCGCCAGGGCAGGACCUCCCAGCCUCUGGGUCCGGGACUGCUGCGAAUCCGUCUCCGGCUCCCGGCCCAGCAGAGCUCAGACCCGCUCUGGAGAGCUGUCCGGAUGCCGCGUUUCCUUGGAGAUCAGCAGUUCCGCGUCACCCUCGGCAGCCAGCUCGGCUUCCAGAGCUGGGGUUGUGCUAUUGUUUGCUGCUCUUGAAAGGAGGUGGGGAGGAUGGGGGCGCCCCAGGCUGAGCCCAGGCAGGCAGACCUGGGGUGGAUUUUUUUGCAGAGCUUUUCCUCCUGCUUCUCCCAGCCCCUUAUGUUGCAUAUUCAUAAGAAGGCGGGGUCAUUUCCCAUCUCCUUUGAAUCUUCCAAGCUUGAGGAUCAGCGGAAAAGAAUUGAGGUUGACAUACUCUGUGGUCAGAAGUGGGAUGGAACAAGGUUACCUUUGGAAGAGACUAGCAACCUUUGGGACAAGGCUGAAGUGCAGAGAUGGUAUCAUAGCUCACUGCAGUCGCCAACUCCUGGGCUCAAGAGAUCAUCUUGCAUCAGCCUCCUAAAGAGCUGGGACUACAGGGACCACCAUACCUGGAUAAUUUCUUUCUCUAUUUUUGCAGAGAUGGAAGUCUUGUUAUGUUGCCCAGACUCUUGUUGAACUCCUGGCCUCAAGCUAUCCUCUUGCUUGCCAAAGCCCUAAUAUUUUAUAUAAAAUGUGCAUUA
Callithrix jacchus (white-tufted-ear marmoset) is the source of this 1138-nucleotide messenger RNA. The record is from RefSeq and is a predicted model, not a curated record. Lineage: Eukaryota; Metazoa; Chordata; Mammalia; Primates; Cebidae.